CUUUCUUUCGCUGACUCCAAACAGGAAGUGCUUCCUGCUCUUCCUGUCGUAGGUGACUGCGGGGGCUAAGGCCAGAGAGGGAGAGGCUGCAUUCUGCCUGCUGUUGAGGAACAGUACAGCUCUAAAGAUGGAGGUGGAUCUCAGUGGAGUGUCGAGGGCUCACGUUUCCAUUCUACCUGCAGCUGAGAUCAAAGCUACAUUGAAAGCGGAGGCCGAAAGACCUCGUUGCGCCAGCACGCCAUGCUCCCCAAUCAGAGGUACUGUAGCAGGAUACCAGAUUCUCCACAUGGACUCAAACUAUCUGGUGGGGUUCACAACUGGUGAAGAGCUGCUCAAGUUGGCCCAUCAAUGGUCUGAAAACUCCCCAGAGAAGAGUUUGCUCUCAGAGGUUGUGCCUAGCCCCAUCCAGACCGGAAUCUCGAAAUCUUUAGACGUGGGCAUUCACCGGUCUUCAAGAAUCUAUAAAACCAAAAACCGCUACUACCAGCCUUACGACAUUCCUGGUGCUAAUGGUCGGAGAAGGCGGCGCAUGUCCAGCUCGAGUGACACCGUUCUCAGAUCCAUGAUUACAGGGGAUCACGGGAAGGGUGUGCAUGCACCACUACUACCUCUGUGUCGUCUUAAAGGGAAGAGGACCCAGUCCAAAUCUUUGGAAUACUUAAAUCUUGACAAAAUCGCUAUCAAAGAAUCAUCAGACACUGAGGUGUUACAGUACCAACUACAGCACCUCACCUUACGGGGAGAGCGCAUGUUCACUCGAAACAAAACGUAAAAGCACAGAAGAUGAUGUAAUCACACUGGUGGGGGGAGAUGGAUGCUAUUUCCAUCAUGGCUUUUGUGCACCCAGAUUAGAAGCAGUUCUUGAAAAGACUGCCUGGUAAUCGUGCUGUUAUUAACCGGGAUUAAACCCUGCACUGAACACGUAACAUUGAAGAGUACCUUGUUAGUACUCACACAGUAUUGAGAUUGUGGAGGUCCAAAAUGUGAAUUAUAUCUUAGCAAUAACUGGUUUAUUUACUGUAUUUAUUACAACUGGUACAUGCACAUAUCACAUUGUAUCAGAUUUAAAUUACAAUCAUACCAGUUUUACUACCUAAUAUAAUCUCAAAAAAGAUGUUCUUUUAAUAAAACUGUUGAAUACAACUGUCAAAUUAACAUGAUCAAUCACUUGUGUUUGUUUGGUACAUUGUAUUUAUUUAAUCCCAUCAUUUAAGAUUUACGUUAUUAAAUCACUUCCUGAAGAUGUACUUUUAAAGAUUGUGUGAUACAAAUACAGAAUCCGUUUAUAAGGCAACGUUAACGAUCUAAUUGAUUCAACUAAUCACUGUUUGAAUCUUGCAUUGAAAAGACAGUUAAUUAUGAUCAUAAUGAUCAGAUUUAAUUAAUAAGAAUAGAAUACAAUUUAGCAGUUUAAGGGUGUUUCACCUCCCUCGAUAGCUGUUUAACAACAAAAUCCAAUAUGAAUGUUAACUUCUGAUGAAUAUUUACAGGGAACUGAAAAUAUUCAUACAACAUUCAUCUAUUGAAUAUUCUCAAUUUUCUGACCACUUUCACAAUCAAUGGAAUUACAAGAGAUGUGGCCAAAAAAAAAUGCCAAUACAGAAAUAAUGCAAAUUACAUUUGCAGAAAACCCCACAUUAUUUAAAUUGGUAGAUUUUUUUUCAUUGCUUUGCAUUGGAUGUCAUGAGAUUGUGCAAGUGGUUAGAAUGUUGUGAAUGCUCUCGCUUCUGUUGACAAAUGGUCAAAAAUAAUAUAAUGCAGGUAUUUAUCUUUUUAAAGUUUUAUCUCAGUCUGUUCCUUACAGUUUGAAGAUUAAAAUUAACUUGAACUGCUGAGUCCUUGCUUGAGCCUCAGAAUAAAUCUUUUGCACUGAGCAAAUAUUGUGAUACCGCACCUGCAUCCCACGUGGACAUGACAAGGAAAAUAUGGAACAAGACUAGACCGGACCAAUUCACAUCCUGGAGAAUAUCAAAAACACAAAUAUUUAGGUGGAAAAUCACUUCAAACCGUGUAUCUGUUUUAUAUUUAGUCUUUUGCUUGCAAAUAUCUUUAGGAAAUGCAUUGUCUUUAUGUGCAUUGUUUGUCACUUGUCUGUUUAAAACUUUCAAAAUCACGCUGACACACUGCUGCUUCAUUUAAAAUUUGCAAAGCCAUGGGGAGUUCUACAGUUGUGGAGAAAUAUUUGUACACUUGUUUUGCGGGGGCUGGGUGGUCUAUUGUCUUGCUUUUGAAUGAAUGAUUUUGUCAUGUAACAGAUCAUCUCCAGUGUGGGAUGUGAUAUGCAAUAUAAGUAAUAAAAUGUUACUUAAUUUACUUAAAUGAAUUAAUGGAUGUUAUGUUCAUUGUUAUUAACAAAUCAAAACAUUCAAAAAGUGUACAAACCAAACUGUACUGUAUACACUCACCUCCUGUCUCACAUACCUGUUUCCAAUCACGGAUCACACAUGUACUUACAUGUACCACUUGAUGUUAACGAAUGACUGUUACACUACUGAUUAAAGCUUACUGCAAUUUAAAUGACAAGAGGAAGCUUGUUGUUGGGUUUCUACCUGAUAUACCUGUUUAUCACUGAAGCAAGGAUGAUAUAAAAAGUUCGCAAAACAUCAGUCGACAAUCGUGUACAAAGGACAUUAGUUUUCAAUUAAAAAAAAAAAAAAACGUGAAACUGAAAAAAUGUGAAUAAAGAAAGACAUGAGCAGAAGAUAAUUGAUGCAUCAUGAGAGCUGUUGGGUCACAACUGUCAAAUUAACUUCCAACCCUUUUAUGUCAGCAACAGCCUCAGCCAAAA
Syngnathoides biaculeatus (alligator pipefish) is the source of this 2788-nucleotide messenger RNA. RefSeq names its product macrophage immunometabolism regulator (gene macir). The transcript is spliced from 2 exons. The record is from RefSeq and is a predicted model, not a curated record. The coding region runs from base 128 to 772 and encodes 214 amino acids. NCBI's taxonomy places the organism in Eukaryota, Metazoa, Chordata, Actinopteri, Syngnathiformes, Syngnathidae. Gene Ontology annotation, biological process: negative regulation of fibroblast migration; negative regulation of cytokine production involved in inflammatory response.